Messenger RNA from Penicillium vulpinum, 681 nucleotides. RefSeq lists its product as uncharacterized. Gene Ontology annotation, biological process: biosynthetic process; amino acid metabolic process. The record is from RefSeq and is a predicted model, not a curated record. NCBI's taxonomy places the organism in Eukaryota, Fungi, Ascomycota, Eurotiomycetes, Eurotiales, Aspergillaceae. The transcript has 2 exons. Gene Ontology annotation, molecular function: pyridoxal phosphate binding; transaminase activity. The coding region runs from base 1 to 681 and encodes 226 amino acids.
AUGGGUUAUGCUGCCACAUCUACAGAAGAGGCAUUCCCUCCUGCUUGUGUGGAGAAGUAUGAGCUAGCUCUCAAGACAUGCGGCAAGAAGAUUCGAGCUGUGUUGCUUGUCAACCCGCACAACCCUGUUGGUCGUUGUUACCCGGUCGAGACACUCAAGGCUAUUACCCGAUUCUGCAACAGCCACAGUCUCCAUUUCAUCAGUGAUGAGGUUUAUGCUUCCUGUGUGUUUGAUUCUGGUGACCCUGAGGCUGUGCCGUUUACGUCAACUCUCUCGCUAAAUUCUACGGACAGAGCCUCGCUUCAGCCUAUACGGACUUACAACCUCUGUGCUCAACAAGGAGGGAAUCAACUAUGUCAAGGGCGGGUGAGUAUAUGUACUCGGACGAGACGUUAUUCAAACCCUCCUCUAAUCCGAUCGAUCACCAGAAACGCUGGGGGUUUCUACAUCGACUUGUCUCCUUAUCUCCCUACUGGCAGUGCUCUUCCCCCGCGACUACGGGAAUUUGCUCUUGCACAGAUGCUUGUCGAUGUUGAUGUCUUUUUGCACCCCGGGGAAGAGCAUUCGCAGGAUAUUGGGUGGUUUCGGUUGGUUUUCUCGCAGGAAGAAGAGACUUUUAAAGGAGGUCUGAACAGGCGAGUCCUUUGCUUAUUAUUGUUGUGCAUUAUUUCGGUCGGUUGA